Entrophospora candida is the source of this 439-nucleotide messenger RNA. The record is from the annotation of a GenBank genome assembly. Lineage: Eukaryota; Fungi; Glomeromycota; Glomeromycetes; Entrophosporales; Entrophosporaceae.
AACACAUUUCUAGAGGUGUAUACAAGGCAAAGAUUUCUAAAAAUGGUCUAGAUGUUAUUGUUAAAUUUUCUAGAAGGUACAAUGCUGAUGCUCACAGAUUGUGUGCUGCUAUGGGAUUUGCACCAAAAUUGUUACAUGUUGAUACAGAAAAGAUGCAAGAAUGGAUAAUUAUAAUAAUGGAGUAUGCUCAUAAUGCAAAACAAUUGCAAGAUAGUCAUCUUGAUUUGGAACAAAAAAAGCUUAUAUUAAAGGAAAUCAGGGCUGCAAUUGACCUUCUCCAUGAAAACAAUAUUAUUUUGAUGAUCUGGAGUUUCAGACAAAGAUAUCCAUUUUUCAUGAAUUAUGAUAUAACUUGGCCAACUGGUGCUGGAGAUGGAGAAAUUUUAAGAAAAAGUCAUGAUGAAGAAUGGUAUAAACGAUUAGAAAAAUUAUUAAAAAA